Molecule: messenger RNA, 2078 nt
Organism: Cyclopterus lumpus (lumpfish)
Lineage: Eukaryota; Metazoa; Chordata; Actinopteri; Perciformes; Cyclopteridae
Product: SPRY domain-containing SOCS box protein 4-like
Exons: 2
Coding region: 1-837 (278 amino acids)
Biological process (GO): proteasome-mediated ubiquitin-dependent protein catabolic process; intracellular signal transduction
Cellular component (GO): SCF ubiquitin ligase complex
Molecular function (GO): protein binding
Source: RefSeq, a predicted model, not a curated record
AUGGGCCAGAAGAUCUCCGGCAGCAUCAAGUCGGUGGAUGUACGCGGGGAGCCCUCGUAUCGGCCGGUGCGCCGCGAGUUGCGGGGCCCCGAUUUCUGUCGGCCCCCCCGGCUGGACCUGCUGCUGGACAUGCCGGCGGCGAGCGCCGAGGCCCAGCUCCGCCACGCCUGGAACUCGGACGACCGCUCGCUCAACGUCUUCGUCAAGGAGGACGACAAGCUGACGUUUCACCGGCACCCGGUGGCGCAGAGCACGGACUGCAUCCGCGGCAACGUGGGCUACACCCGGGGCCUCCACGCGUGGAGGAUCCACUGGCCCGCCAGACAGAGGGGCACCCACGCCGUGGUGGGCGUGGCCUCCGCCGAGGCCUCGCUGCACUCGGUCGGCUACACGGCCCUGGUGGGCUCCGACUGCGAGUCCUGGGGCUGGGACCUGGGUCGCAACAGACUCUACCACGACGGGAAGAACCGGCCCGCCUCCACGCCGGCGCCCACGUACCCGUGUUUCCUGGAGCCGGACGAGUCGUUCGUGCUCCCGGACUCUCUGACGGUGGUCCUGGACAUGGACGAGGGGACGCUGAGCUUCAUGGUGGACGGACAGUACCUGGGAGUCGCCUUCAGGGGGCUGAAGGGCAAGAGGCUGCAUCCCAUCGUCAGCGCCGUGUGGGGCCACUGUGAGGUUUCCAUUCGCUACGUCAACGGACUCGAUCCGGAGCCCCUCCCCCUCAUGGACCUGUGCAGACGAGUAGCCCGACUGGCUCUCGGCAGAGAGCGCAUCCAUCACAUCGACGAGCUGCCGCUGCCGCAGACGCUGAAGAACUACCUCCAGUACCAGUGACACACACACACACACACACACACACACGGGACGGUGAUGAGCUCCAUUGGUUCUUAUGGUAACCAGCCUCCAGACAUCUGCUGAGGACGAUGAUGUUGACCACGAACAGACGCCGCUGCAUGGGAGGGAGGGGGGUGGGGGGGGGGGCAAUUUGAAUGUUUUUAUCUUCUGGAUAUGCGCCUUAUUAUUUUGUAGGAGUCUUUCUACUGGACAGACAGCAUGAGAGGAGUGAGACAUUUUGCAGUGUAAUAGUCUGUUUUAAAUGCUUUUUUUGAGGGGUGGGGGGGGGUUGACGGCUUUACCCGCCAUUUUUUUUCCCGCACGCACUCCGUGGAAGCCUCCUCAGGGGAAAGAAAAAAAACAACAACAACAUGUUGGUAUUUAUAUUUAUAUUCCCAACAACACAGCAGGCUCUGUGGAGAGGCAACAAGCCCCAAGAGAGAGAGGGAGAGAGAGAGCAUGAGAGAGAGAAGGGAAGAAAGUCUACACCAAUCCAUUUGUGUGUGUACACACACACACACACACACACACACACGGAUUACAUACAGUAGACACUCUGUCUGUUUGUCGCGUGGAGAGAAACAAAGCCUCGACUGUCUGGAGUUGGAUGACGAGCGGUUCCCACCUACCGGCUAAAGAAACCACGGCGACUCUGCCUUGUUUGAACCUCCUCACUCCCUCUCUCCUCACUCCCUCACUUCCUCACUCCCUCACUUCCUCACUCCCUCACUCCCUCACUCCCUCACUUCCUCACUCCCUCUCUCUUCUCACUUCCUCUCUCUGAUUUUAAGCCUCCACCAUGUUCGGUGAACUCAAAGGACUGCGGGUGCUGUUUGUCGACUCUCUAGCUCCUGUAACACUGAUGGAGAUCUGAAGGUUGAAGAUGUGUGUGUGUGUGUGUGUGUGUGUGACUGCUAAUGUGCCUGCUCUGAGACGCACACACAGACAAUAAAAGCACAUGUCAACACUUGUCAUGUCACAAAUCACCUCCCAUACACACACACAGUUUUUAAUGCUGCUUUUACAUCUUUUUAUUCAACAGUCUUACCCCUCCUUUUUUUUUUUUUAAAUGCCUGAUUUUAAUCUUUUUUUAAAUUCUGGUUCUUAUGAUGAGAAUUAAUUUUUUUAUGUAUUUCUUCUUCAUUCCAUGGAUCAUGAGAUGUGUCUGCGGGACGGGUUUGUCUCGUAGGUGUAAAGAAAUCUUUUUAAAUGUGAAUAUGAAUAAACUGGGCUAAACUCUC